CAGACAGAGAAGGUCGGUUCAGCAGGAAAGAAAUCCGUAGGGAGCUUCAGCCUUCUAUGUGAAGGGAAAGUGGAUUUGGGGCAAAGAGGUGGAGGAAGAGGGGGUGAGGCCGGUCUGUCUGGAGUAGGCAACCAGGGAAGAGACAGCAAUCAUGGAGCCUGCUUCUGCCCUGGAUGAUAGCCUGAAGAAAAAGCAACAGAAGGAAAAGGCUAAGAAAGCAGCAUUAGAACUUCCCCCUCGGCCUCCUCGGUCUCUACUCUGUCUCACUCUCCAGAACCCAGUGCGCAAGGCCUGUAUUGCUAUUGUCGAAUGGAAGCCUUUUGAAACCAUUGUCCUGCUGACCAUCUUUGCUAAUUGUGUGGCCUUGGCUCUAUAUCUGCCCAUGCCUGAAGAUGACACCAACAAAAUGAACUCUAGACUGGAGAAGCUAGAAUACUUCUUCCUCAUAGUAUUUGCCAUUGAAGCAACACUAAAGAUCAUUGCUUAUGGAUUUCUAUUUCAUGCAGAUGCCUACCUCCGAAAUGGCUGGAAUGUACUGGAUUUCACAAUAGUCUUUUUAGGUGUUUUCACAGUGAUCCUGGAAAAAAUCAGUGUAAUUGAAGGGGCACUUCUUAGCGGGCAGGGUGGUUUUGACGUCAAAGCCCUGAGAGCCUUCCGAGUGCUGAGGCCCCUACGCCUGGUGUCAGGAAUACCAAGUCUGCAAGUGGUGCUGAACUCUAUUGUCAAGGCUAUGUUGCCUCUGUUCCACAUUGCAGUGCUGGUUGUCUUCAUGCUCACCAUCUAUGCCAUUAUGGGACAGGAACUCUUCAAGGGCAAGAUGCAUAAGACCUGUUACUACAACGGGACAGACAUCAUUGCUACUGUGGAAAAUGAAAAACCAUCUCCAUGUACAAGUGCAGGCCAUGGCCACCAAUGUACCAUUCCUGGCUCGGAGUGCAGGGGGAAGUGGCCUGGACCCAACAACGGCAUCACCCAUUUUGACAACUUUGGGUUUGCUAUGCUAACUGUCUACCAGUGUAUUUCCAUGGAAGGAUGGACUCAAGUUCUCUAUUGGGUAAAUGAUGCCAUUGGGAAUGAAUGGCCCUGGAUCUACUUUGUCAGCCUCAUCUUACUGGGAUCAUUUUUUAUCCUUAACCUGAUCCUGGGUGUGCUGAGUGGAGAGUUCACAAAAGAGCGUGAGAAAGCCAAAUCAAGGGGUACCUUCCAGAAACUGAGAGAAAAGCAGCAACUGGAUGAGGACAUGAAAGGUUACAUGGACUGGAUUGUCCAUGCAGAAGUCAUGGAGAGUGAACGGAAACGUGGGGAAGGGAUGAUGUCUGAAGAUGAAGGUGGCUCAGAGACAGAAAGCCUGUAUGAGCUUGAGGGCAUGAAUAAAUUCAUUCUGUUUUUUCGGCACUGGCGACGAUGGAACCGUCUUUUCCGCAGGAAAUGCCGAGAGGUGGUGAAGUCCAGAUUUUUCUAUUGGUUAGUGAUCCUGAUUAUCGCCUUGAACACAUUCUCCAUUGCCUCUGAGCACCACAAUCAACCCGACUGGCUAACCCAGGCCCAAGAUGUUGCCAACCGGGUGCUUCUUGCCCUUUUUACGGUUGAGAUGAUUCUGAAGAUGUACGCCCUUGGUCUCCGCCAGUAUUUCAUGUCCCUCUUCAACCGUUUUGAUUGCCUGGUAGUGUGCACUGGCAUUCUAGAGAUCAUAUUAGUAGAGAGUGCCUCCAUGAGCCCCUUGGGCAUCUCCGUAUUGCGGUGCAUUCGCCUGCUGAGGCUCUUCAAAAUAACCAAGUACUGGAGAUCUCUAAACAACUUAGUGGCAUCUCUGCUCAACUCUGUCCGCUCCAUUGCCUCCCUCCUUACUCUCCUCUUCCUCUUCAUGGUCAUCUUUGCCCUAUUAGGGAUGCAGCUUUUUGGAGGGAAGUUUGACUUUGAUGACGUAGAGAUACGGCGUAGCACCUUUGAUAAUUUCCCCCAGGCCCUCAUCACUGUCUUCCAGGUGUUGACCGGUGAAGACUGGACUUCUGUAAUGUACAAUGGGAUUAUGUCUUAUGGAGGGCCAAGCUACCCUGGUAUGCUGGUCUGCAUUUACUUCAUUGUUCUCUUUGUCUGUGGAAACUAUAUCCUGCUCAAUGUAUUCUUAGCUAUUGCUGUUGAUAAUCUUGCUGAAGCAGAAACAUUGACUUCUGCCCAGAAAGCCAAAGCUGAGGAAAAGAAAAGGAAGAAGCUGGCCAGAGGUUAUCCUGAGAAAUCUGAAGAGGAAAAACAGUUGUUGGCGAAGAAGCUUGAACAGAAAGCCAAGGGAGAAGGAAUGCCCACCACAGCCAAGUUGAAAGUGGAUGAAUUUGAAUCAAAUGUCAAUGAAAUCAAGGAUCCUUAUCCCUCUGCUGACUUCCCAGGUGACGAUGAGGAGGAUGAGCCUGAAAUCCCACUGAGUCCUAGACCACGCCCCCUGGCAGAGCUGCAAUUGAAAGAGAAGGCUGUGCCCAUGCCUGAAUCUAGCGCAUUCUUCAUCUUCAGCCCAACCAACAAGAUCCGUGUACUAUGCCACCGAAUUGUCAAUGCCACUUGGUUCACCAACUUCAUCCUUCUCUUCAUCCUGCUCAGCAGUAUCUCACUCGCAGCUGAAGAUCCAAUACGGGCAGAGUCCUUCAGGAACAAGAUUUUAGGUCAUUUUGACACUGGCUUCACUACUGUGUUCACAGUGGAAAUCGUUUUAAAGAUGACUGCUUAUGGUGCUUUCCUUCACAAGGGGUCCUUCUGCCGCAACUAUUUCAACAUCCUGGACUUGCUUGUGGUUGCUGUAUCCCUCAUCUCCAUGGGACUUGAGUCCAGUGCCAUCUCAGUGGUGAAAAUCCUAAGGGUUCUCAGAGUACUGCGGCCACUGAGAGCCAUUAACAGAGCAAAGGGACUAAAGCAUGUAGUCCAGUGUGUAUUUGUGGCUAUCAAGACCAUUGGCAAUAUUGUACUUGUCACUUUCUUGCUGCAGUUCAUGUUUGCCUGCAUUGGUGUUCAGCUCUUCAAGGGCAAGUUUUUCUACUGUACGGAUACGACCAAGAUAACUGAAUCUGAAUGCUGGGGAUACUUCAUUACAUAUGUUGAUGCUGAUCCAACCCAGAUUGUACUGAAUCAGAGGAUGUGGCUCCAAAAUGAGUUCCACUUUGACAAUGUUUUCUCAGCCAUGAUGUCUCUCUUCACUGUAUCCACCUUUGAGGGAUGGCCUAAGCUGCUGUAUCGAGCAAUUGAUACCCACACUGAGAACAUGGGCCCCAUAUACAACUAUCGCAUGGGCAUUGCUAUCUUCUUCAUCAUCUAUCUCAUCCUCAUAGCCUUUUUCAUGAUGAACAUCUUUGUAGGCUUUGUUAUCGUUACCUUCCAGGAGCAGGGUGAGACAGAGUACAAAGACUGUGAAUUGGACAAGAACCAGCGCCAGUGUGUCCAGUAUGCACUGAAAGCACGGCCUCUGAGAUGCUACAUUCCUAAAAACCCUUACCAGUACCAGAUAUGGUAUCUGGUGACCUCCUCUUACUUUGAGUACCUCAUGUUCUUCCUGAUUAUGCUGAAUACCGUCUGCUUGGGCAUGCAGCAUUAUAAUCAAUCAGAGACGAUGAAUCAGGUCUCAGAUGUCCUCAAUGUGGUUUUCACCAUCCUGUUCACUGUGGAGAUGAUCGUUAAACUUAUAGCUUUCAAGGCUAAGGGCUACUUUGGGGAUCCUUGGAAUGUUUUUGAUUUCCUCAUAGUAAUUGGCAGCAUCAUUGAUGUCAUCUUGAGCCAGAUCGAUACGAGUCCGCCUGCGCUCCAAGGAUACAGCUCUGCUGGAGAAGCCACACCACAGGUUCCUGCUAUAGAUCCUGAUGAAACUGGCCGCAUUUCCAUCACUUUUUUUAGGCUUUUCCGAGUCCUGAGGCUGGUAAAACUGCUGAGUCGAGGAGAAGGCAUUAGAAAUUUACUUUGGACAUUUAUCAAGUCCUUCCAGGCACUGCCUCAUGUGGCCUUGCUGAUUGUAAUGUUGUUCUUUGUCUAUGCUGUCAUUGGAAUGCAGAUGUUUGGGAAAAUUGCUCUGGUGGAUGGUACCCAAAUAAAUCGGAACAACAACUUCCAGACCUUCCCACAAGCAGUGUUGCUGCUGUUCAGGUGUGCAACAGGCGAAGCCUGGCAGGAGAUCAUGCUGGCUGCGAGCUAUGGGAAGAAGUGUGACUCUGAAUCUGACUUUGCUCCUGGGGAGGAAUAUUCUUGUGGCUCUGGCUUUGCUUAUUUCUACUUUAUCAGCUUCUACAUGAUAUGUGCAUUCCUGAUUAUCAAUCUUUUUGUCGCUGUCAUCAUGGACAAUUUUGACUACCUCACGAGGGAUUGGUCCAUACUAGGCCCACAUCAUCUGGAUGAAUUCAAAAAAAUCUGGGCGGAAUAUGACCCUGAAGCCACGGGCCGCAUCAAACAUCUGGAUGUGGUGACUCUUUUGAGACGAAUCCAGCCUCCCUUGGGCUUUGGGAAAUUUUGUCCACAUCGUGUGGCUUGCAAGCGCCUGGUGGGGAUGAACAUGCCCCUGAAUAGCGAUGGUACAGUUACUUUCAAUGCUACACUCUUUGCUCUGGUGAGAACUGCGCUCAAGAUCAAGACUGAAGGAAACUUUGAAAAAGCCAAUGAAGAGCUGAGAAUGAUUAUCAAAAAGAUCUGGAAAAGAACCAGCAUGAAGCUCUUGGAUCAAGUCAUUCCACCAAUUGGAGAUGAUGAGGUGACUGUGGGCAAGUUCUAUGCUACCUUCCUCAUCCAGGAGCACUUCAGAAAAUUCAUUAAGCGUCAGGAAGAGUACUAUGGAUACCGACCCAAAAAGAACGCUGUUGAAAUCCAGGCUGGCCUGAGGACCAUUGAAGAGGAGGCCGCUCCUGAGAUCAAAAGAGCCAUCUCUGGGGACUUGACUGCAGAAGAAGAACUUGAGAGAGCCAUGGUGGAAGCAGCAAUGGAAGAAGGGAUCUAUAGGAGGACAGGUGGUUUGUUUGGCCAAGUUGACACCUUCAUGGAACCUAGCAGCCCCCUACCACCCCAUGUGGCUAGCCAGAGACCUCUGCAGUUCACUGAGAUGGGAAGUGAAGAUUUGGAUUCCCCCGUGUUUCUCGAUGAAAUCCCCCAAAGAGGGAACACCAAUACCAACAACAGCAACAGCAAUGCCAACAACAGUGUGACAGCAAGGAUGACAUAUGAGGACGAAUUGAGGGGCGAGAUGAGAUUACCUUCAUCUCAUCAGCUAUCACACAGAGCCAACAAAUGUUCCAUUCAGCUUGAAAAGGAGCAAAGGAAAAGGAGUGUGUUGCCAGCAUCUGGUGUGAAGACCAAUCCAAUUCUACAGUUUUCCAGCCAGCAGACGCCCUUUGCCUUGCAUGAGGCAGUUGAUGAUGAAGCACCUCAGCUGACAAGCAGCAGUGAAGGAAAUGGAUUAAGAGACAUGGAAGCCUCCACCCCAGUCACUAUCCAGUUCAUCCAGGAGGCUCUGACCUCCGGGGGACUUGGCUCCUUAGCGAAAGACUAUUCCUUUCUGAAACUGGCAAGAGACGAGAUGGCUGCUGCCUUCCAGGUGGAGGUGCCCGAGAUGGAAGAAGUUGCUGCCACAUUGUUGAAAAGAGGGAAAAUCUCAACUACAUCUUUGUAACAGGCCCACAGCAUGGCCAUUCCAAACACAAAACUCUAAGAUAUUGCCCUCAGCCUUUUUGUUUUGAGGAGUGCUCCUAUGCCAUUUUACCAACUUGUCUAUUUUUGGGUGGUUACUGUGAAAACCCUGCACUGUUGACCUUUGAUUGGUUGCUACUACAACAUGGCUGGCAUGUGACAGAGAUGGCAGAAGAAAAUAUUCAGAAUCUUUCCCCCAUGGCUGUUUAAAAAUAACUUUUUAGGAAAGGGUUCCCAGGAUGUUUGCAAUGGGUCUCAACGGGAUCUGUCUCAUAAGAGUCUCUAUACUCCAAGAAGAUCUAUAGUUUGAAAGACAGAUAGAUCCUUACAUGUUCCCACUGCAUCAUUUCAAGAUUCUGCCCUACUUCAUUCCCCGCCCUCCCGGCACAUUUACAAAUGUCUUGAAAACUGCCCUCUAAUGACAUUGGGGAAGAAAAUAAAAGUGAUUAAAACCUAGCACUUUUAGUAAACUGAAAAAGCCAAGAACUAUGUUUUUAUUUAUCAUUAUAAAUUGAUGUAUACAUUUAUACUGACGUAUUUACAUUAUAUAUUUGUUUAUACAUAUAUCUUACUGUAAAAAAACAUGCACUGGAGGACCUGGAAGGCACUACAUGAAUACCUCCCAACAUAUGCCCCCCCCCCAAUGUAGCAAGACAAUCAAAAUAUGUAACAGCUAAACAAAUAUCCCUUACACAAUGCAAACAUGGGAAGGGAGAAUUUGCUGCAGAAAUGUAUGAUGCUGAUUUGCAGAUUAAUUAAAAGCAGACAAAUCAUUAACAUACAUGUGCUGAAACACCUCACAUCUCAGAAGAUCACCUGGACUUUCCAAAAGCAAAUUGAAAUAAAUACUUUUGAAAGCUGCUCAGGCUACAGCUUGGUGUGUCAGGAUCACAGUAUUCU
Pogona vitticeps (central bearded dragon) is the source of this 6546-nucleotide messenger RNA. RefSeq names its product calcium voltage-gated channel subunit alpha1 S (gene CACNA1S). Gene Ontology annotation, biological process: calcium ion import across plasma membrane. Gene Ontology annotation, molecular function: calcium ion binding; high voltage-gated calcium channel activity. Gene Ontology annotation, cellular component: voltage-gated calcium channel complex; membrane. The record is from RefSeq and is a predicted model, not a curated record. Lineage: Eukaryota; Metazoa; Chordata; Lepidosauria; Squamata; Agamidae.